AUGAAAGAGUUCAAAGUAGUCGUUUUAGGCAGUGGGGGUGUUGGUAAGAGUGCCUUGACUGUCAAAUUUGUGUCCGGAAAGUUCAUGGAGAAGUAUGACCCGACCAUCGAGGAUUUCUACCGCAAGGAAAUAGAAGUGGAUUCGGCUCCGUCAGUUUUAGAGAUUCUGGACACUGCGGGUACUGAACAGUUUGCCUCCAUGCGGGAUCUGUACAUCAAAAAUGGCCAAGGAUUUGUUAUCGUCUACAGCAUUACCAGCAUUCAGACAUUUCAAGAUAUUAAAACCAUGAAAGAUCAGAUCCAGAGGGUGAAAGGCGUGGUGCGUAUCCCGAUGAUUCUCGUGGGCAACAAAUCAGAUUUAGAGAGCCAGCGGGAAGUUUCUUCGUCGGAAGGGGCAUCUCUUGCCCAGCUGUGGGGCUGCCCCUUUAUGGAGACCUCCGCCAAGAGCACCAACAAUGUGAAUGAAGUAUUCAUUGAGAUAGUCCGGGAAAUGAACUGCAACCCCUUGCGGGAUAGCAAGGGCUGUUGUGUUAUCCUCUGA
Messenger RNA from Candidula unifasciata, 540 nucleotides. The record is from the annotation of a GenBank genome assembly. Lineage: Eukaryota; Metazoa; Mollusca; Gastropoda; Stylommatophora; Geomitridae.